Zymoseptoria tritici IPO323 is the source of this 578-nucleotide messenger RNA. RefSeq lists its product as uncharacterized. Bases 42 to 341 code for a protein of 99 amino acids. Lineage: Eukaryota; Fungi; Ascomycota; Dothideomycetes; Mycosphaerellales; Mycosphaerellaceae. The transcript has a single exon. The record is from RefSeq and is a predicted model, not a curated record. Gene Ontology annotation, cellular component: NatC complex.
AAAAGCACCCGCGGCACUCGCUCCGGCCCAUCACUAUCACAAUGACCACCGAAGCAGAAGCCACUGAAUACCUCUCAAAUCUUUUGAAUCGGACUCUUCACCUCCAUACGUCCGAUGGCCGCAUGUUCGUGGGUCAGAUGAAGUGCACCGACAAUGAGCGAAAUAUCAUCCUGGCCAUGACGCAUGAGUAUCGACAGCCAUCUGAGUCCGACAUCAAGCUCGCCGCGGAGAGGCACGAGAGAUCUGGUGCUCCUGGAAAUGUGAAGGUGGACAUGAAGAAGCGAUACGUGGGGCUUGUGGUGGUUCCGGGCCAGUACAUCACGAAGGUUGAGUUGAGUUGAGUUGAGAUUGAGGGAGGGUGGUGAAGUGAGGUACGGAUGGCGUUUUUCAGAAUUGAGGAGAAAGCGCUUUGCCUAUCCUUGAGUGCAUCCUCAUUUGCUGUUUGCGGACAUGAACACGGGAAUGGGUGCUCCACAGGAAAAAAAGGCAAACGAGCCGAAGGCACAUGCAAGAACACGGCGAUGUACGGCUUCUUUCAUAGGCACCUGCUGGAGAUAGUCUCGAGCCGAGAUACCGCC